AUGCAAGGCAUGAAAGGGCUGGACGGCGAUCUGAAGAACGGGUUCGGUAAGUUCCCUAGAUCCAGAGGCCGCGAGAACUGGCCGCAAUGGUACGCAUUCGUUAGAGCCUCUGCAAUGGCAGGGGGCACAUGGGAUUAUUUCAAGCCUGACCUAGAGCCCAACCCCGAACCAGUGCUUGCACCGAAAGACGGGUUCCACGAUAUACGCUUGCGUUUAGACAAAAUGAAGAAGAAUGCCGGUAGCGAGCAGGAGCUCCGAUGUUGGACCUGCGUUGCAGAUAACGACGUGGACGACGACCCCUUCAUCGACGACGAGGGAUGUAACGGCUGCCGUGACCGCCGCUACAGGAAGCUGGUGAUGCCGGAAAAGGUGGCCCGCGAUCUAUACGGGCGGGGCUCAGUUACUCUGAAGAGGCAGGACGACUGGCCGAAAUGGUACGCUGCCAUCAAACAGGCAGCGAAAUGGAAGGGCGUGUGGGAGCAUAUCGAUCUAGAUGUCGAAGACGACAAACUGCCGGCGCGCCCGCAUCGCGUGCAUCCGAACCUGGAGCCUGCGAUCAAUAAAUUAAAGGAGCUUAGUGCCGCAGAGCGCAAGAGGUCGGAGGAUGACGCCGAGCACUUCAAAGCGGUCGAAAUGGUGCUGUUGGGUGACCAGAAACGCAGGGCAGAUUUUGAUGCUGGCAAGGGAUAUAUUGUAUGGGCUAUCCUUUCGACGGUGGCUGAACCGUUGGUUGUUUAUCUUUACGAAGAGACCGAUCCUCGAAAGAUGCUUCUCAUUCUCAAGGAGCGGAUCCCGCCAGCCCUGCCUGAAGGAUACGAACAGCUGCAGGCCCGGGGAAAUCGGCGCAAUAGGCGGAAUAGACGACGAUGA
This is a messenger RNA of Aspergillus puulaauensis, 870 nucleotides long. RefSeq lists its product as uncharacterized. NCBI's taxonomy places the organism in Eukaryota, Fungi, Ascomycota, Eurotiomycetes, Eurotiales, Aspergillaceae. The coding region runs from base 1 to 870 and encodes 289 amino acids. The record is from RefSeq and is a predicted model, not a curated record. The transcript has a single exon.